AGCUUGAGUCAAUAGUGCUGCUAAAUUUCAAACUUUUCAAGCUUUUGUGCCCGAAAAUUUACAAAAUCCGAUAAGAAACUCAGAUCGGAUAAGAUACUAAGUUUGAUUCCAAUUAUCGAUCAGAUUAUUAAUCUUUAUUAUUAAUUUAUUAACAAUGAGCAGCUCUACACCAGCUUACUACAAUGCGGAUGCAGUGCGUCAGGUUCUCAGCUGGCCGCUGGUCAAUAGAGCAGUGGAAACAGCACUUGUAGCUAUAGUUAAGCAGGAUGCGGAAACCCAUCCGCAAUCUACAUCCUUUGCCUGCCAACCGAAGAGGAGUUUCACCGCUUGCGGCAAGGAACCAGGAAGGAUUCUGUUCACCAUGCCCGCCUAUGUGGGCAACUACAGCCUGGAAUCGCCAAAAUCUCCUGGGGAUGCCCAGCAGUCUCGCUCCACACUAGCCUGCAAGUUGGUGACCUCGUUCCGUGAGAAUCCCGCUCGGGAUCCCCCACUGCCCAGCAUCCAUGCCCAUGUGUUGCUGUUCGACAAUCAAACUGGUCAACUGUCGGCCAUAAUGGAGGGCACCGACUUGACCACCUGGCGCACUGUGUCCGCUUCACUGGUGGCCACCAAGUAUCUGUACUUCAGGCGCUUUGGGUCGCAGGCGGAGCUGGAAAGGUCCAUCAACGUGGCCAUCGUGGGCUGUGGAGUCCAGGGGCAGCUCCAUGCCGCCGCCUUUUGCGCUAACUUCCGGGUGAAGCAGCUCAAUCUGUACAAUCGCACGCUGGCAAAGGCUCAGGUUUUGGCGGACGAACUGCAGCGAACAUUGGACACCGAAAGCGAAACCCAGGUUAAAGCUUGCUCAAGUGCUCACGAAGCUUGCCAGGAUGCCGAUGUCAUCUGCAUUGCCACGUACGCCAAGGAGUCGGUCAUCCAGUUUGCGGAUCUGAAAGCCAAACAGGGUGUUCAUAUUAAUGCUGUGGGAGCCGGCGAAGUUCACUUUUCGGAGCUGGCUCCAGACAUUUACCACCAGGCCAAGGUCUACGUGGAUUGCUAUACCAAUGCCGAGGCUGAAUUGGUGGGGCUACCUGCUCCGAUCACCGCUGAAGUGGGACAGAUCAUUCUCAGUGAAAACUACCCCAAGGAGACAGAAAUCACCAUCUUUCAAUCCAUGGGUGCGUUUUUAUUAAGUUUACUUAACUAUAUGACUAUCUCUGUCUUUUUCAAAGUUAUACUCAAAUUCACUUCACAUUGUUUCUACUUAAGGCAUGGCCUCGGAGGACGCCUGUGUGGCCCAGGCGGUUCAUGAUUGCAUUCUCUCUGGCGCAAAAGAUUCCUGAUUGCUGGCCAGCUGGCAAAUCAGAUCCGGAACCAGCCCAAGCCAAACCACUGAAUUCUUCAACUUGUACGUGUAUAUGUGUGUAUAUAAAAAAGCUAUUGGAAACAUAA
Molecule: messenger RNA, 1428 nt
Organism: Drosophila yakuba
Lineage: Eukaryota; Metazoa; Arthropoda; Insecta; Diptera; Drosophilidae
Product: ketimine reductase mu-crystallin
Exons: 2
Coding region: 155-1288 (377 amino acids)
Cellular component (GO): cytoplasm
Molecular function (GO): hormone binding
Source: RefSeq, a predicted model, not a curated record